Austrofundulus limnaeus is the source of this 3894-nucleotide messenger RNA. Its product is annotated as USP6 N-terminal-like protein. Gene Ontology annotation, biological process: regulation of GTPase activity. NCBI's taxonomy places the organism in Eukaryota, Metazoa, Chordata, Actinopteri, Cyprinodontiformes, Rivulidae. The record is from RefSeq and is a predicted model, not a curated record. Gene Ontology annotation, molecular function: GTPase activator activity; small GTPase binding.
AAGAAGAAGAAGAAGAAGAAGUCGCUCCGAAAAGACUUGGACAUGAAGAAGGAUAUUGAUGCACUGAUAGAAGAGGAACGGGCUGAAGUCAUCUCUAAAUAUGACAAAGGCAGACAAGAUGGUGUUAACAUUGACCCAUGGGAGGACGCCAACUAUAACAUCUAUAAAGUCACUGACCGCUUUGGCUUCCUGCAUGAGGAAGAACUCCCAACACCUUCUGCACUUGAAGAAAAGCAAAAACAACAGGAAAUUGAACGAGUUCAAAAAUGGCUGAAGAUGGUGAAGAAAUGGGACAAGUACAAGAACAGUGAAAAGUUGGUGAAACGUAUAUAUAAAGGUAUACCUCUCCAGCUGAGAGGCCAAGUUUGGGCCUUGCUUUUGGACAUAGAUAAAGUGAAGCAAGAAAACAUGGGAAAAUAUGAGAAAAUGAAGCARCAAGCUCGCAAUUUCUCAACGGAGAUCAAGCAGAUUGACCUGGAUGUGAACAGAACCUUCAGGAACCACAUCAUGUUCAUGGAUCGCUUUGGAGUCAUGCAACAAGCUCUGUUUCAUGUACUGGCAGCUUACUCCGUCUACAACACGGAGGUGAGUUACUGCCAGGGGAUGAGUCAGAUCGCUGCCAUCUUGCUCAUGUACAUGAAUGAGGAAGAUGCCUUCUGGGCUUUAUCUCAGCUCCUCACCGACAGCAAGCAUUCCAUGCACGGGUUUUUCAUCCCAGGAUUUCCCAAACUUCAACGCUUCCAGACUCACCAUGAACUCAUCCUGUCCAAAAUGCUUCCAAAGCUGAAGAAACACCUGGACAAGGAGCAGAUGACAACAGGGAUUUACUCCACCAAAUGGUUUCUCCAGUGCUUCAUUGACAGAACACCUUUCACACUCACCUUACGUUUAUGGGACAUCUACAUAUUGGAAGGAGACAAGAUACUAACUGCUAUGGCCUACACAAUCCUCAAGUUACACAAAAAGCGGCUGAUGAAGCUUCAGUUGGAGGACCUGAGGGAGUUUCUUCAGGAGCAGCUGUCUGAUUCUUACCUCUUCCUUGACGAUGUGGUGAUUGAACAUUUACAGGCUUCAAUGUCAGAGCUGCACAGUAAAAGAUUGGAUCAACCUCCUCCAGCCAAGUCAGAUGAGCUGCCAAAGAAGCCUCUGGGUCAAGAAAGACCAGUUCUCCUUGUACCAUUUCAGUCCGACUCACCUGUUGAGGUCAAAAUAAAUCAGCAGGCUAACAACAAGCCCGUCAAAGAGACUUGUCUAACAGACGACUCCGCCCUGCAACAAACUCCUUCUUCUGCAGAGUCCCAGAAUUCACAAAGCUUUUCUGAAACAAACACACUUUCAUCUGACUCUGUUGUUGAUCAGACACAAGGAACACCGUCCCCCCUAGGGUCUUGUAUAGCACCGGCAUUUCCCCCUAAAGUUAAAAAGCCUAUAAUUGAAGCUGGGUUGGUGAAAGAUUCAAACAACUUUCUCCCAGAGGUUUGCCUARAUAGAAAACAGGAGAAUGAGACAAAUAAGCCCCAAGAGGAGCCUAYGGAUUGGCCUCCACCCUAUGAGCCGUCUGCUCUGGAGGCUAUUACCAUGCAGACUGAGGAGGAAAUCAUGGACCUUCCAGACCUACCACCUCCACCCUUAUUCUAUCCUGAGCAGAGUGAGCAAAGGUCUCAGAACAACAAAUCUCCCACCUUAAGGGCUGGGCCUGGCCCAAAUAUCCAACUCUGCUCUCCUUCCCCUCGUUCAGCCUCACCACUGGUCACUCGGGUCAAGGCAUCCCCAAAGCCAAGUCCAAAACUAAGUCCAAAACCACGUUUAGCUAUCAAUGUCGCGAAGGUAAAAAGUCCUCCUCACUCCACCUGCACACCAAACUCCUCCUCCUCUCCCAGGCUUCCACCCGCAAAACCAACAAAGUUCCCAAUCUCUCUCUACGUCCCCGCAUCCAUGGGAGACCGCCGGCCUUCCAACACCUCGCAGUACGACAACCUGUCUGAGGCUGACGACGACGAUCACUUUGCGGAGAGACUGCUGGCGUCCACUCCUGAGGAACGUCCCCUCAUGCACAGCACCCCGCCUUAUAAUGCCGACAGAAACUACGACCCUGCUUCCUACCCCGUGCCUCCACCACCUGUCUUCAUUCCUCCGUCUCCUCCCUCUGUUCUCUCUGCAGUGUGCGCUCUCCCCAGCUUGCCUCGAGAGCCAGAAUGCAGAGGCGAGGACAGCUGGGUGGAGGAUUCCAUCAUUCACUCCCCUCCACCCAGUUUUGCUGACAGACUCGUUCCGUUUCAGUGUGCCACCGCCAACUGUUCAGACACACACCGAGCCGUGUCGCCCGUCUACCCGAAGAGUUUCUCCAGAGGCCCCCGAGACCGUUCUGCUUUUCCAGCACCUUUGUUGUACACGAGGUCUCCCCCUGGCCACUCCAGGUCCUCAGGACAGUCCCCAGUAGGUGUGGCCCUGGCUCAGUCCAGCCCAGACUUUUGUAGGACUCCCCCUGGUGGACAGAAGCUGCCAAAGUCUGUGACUUUUUGAUACUUCUAUUUAAUUAUGCCAAUGUGAUGUGGAUUCUUUAAUGCUGCUUUGAUUUUCAAAGCCAGUAGCUCUUCGGUUUGUCUAAGGUGCUUUGUGUGCAUGAGUCUAAGGACUUCAUGUACAUCUACUGUAGAAAUAUCUGUAUCAGUUGCACCCCUUUGUAAGGAAAGCCAUGUCAAACUAACAACUUUCUUGUUAUUGGCCACAGAAAAUGUAACAGUUAGACUGCCCUUGGUUAUUUACGACCGCAAUUAGUUUCAUUUUGAUUGAUACUAUGAAGAAACCAUACCAGCUGCACAAGACGCCAGCCUUUCAUUUCUAGUUCUGUUCAUGUUCUUCCAUCAAAGUGUAUCAACGUCAUCAUGGCAAACCAAAUGUAGCAUCAUAAGGGCUUUUAGGCUGCCAGAUAAGAAUAACUUAGCAAGGUGUAAAUCUGUUUUCAUGGCGUCGGGGUAAACCGUGAGCAGGAUUGCAGACAACUGGGAUCCCUCACUAAAGUGUUUGUGAAACUAAAAGAUUUGUUUGAAGUGGUAACAAUCAGCAGCAGUGAAAAAUGGUGCAAUAAAUUACUAAUGAAAAUACUGACCCAAACAUUAUGUUGCCUUUUUAAGGUCAGUUGUUACACAGAGGUGGUAGUGGGUGAGUGUUUGAAAUUUAGUUACAAAGCUCUUAUCAUAUUGCUUUACAUUUUGAUAAUAUACUGUGUAUAUGUGAUUGCACGGGUUAACAUUAAGAAACAUAAGUGGCACAGACUGUUUUAGAGAAAAAAACACAUUGGUAGCUCCAUUUAGUGGUAACAGUUUGACUGUUACKGAGUUUAAACUUCAAAUUUAAGUUGUUUCAUUAGCCUUACAGUGUUAAGGGGGAGAAAACUAUUACAGAUCAGGAAGCUAAACGAAUUAAAACUUAAUUUAUUCASUCAUAUCUCAGAGCCAUUAGUGACUUUGAUGUACAUUUAAUUUACCUGCUUAAAGAAAACGUGUUCUUGUAAAAAUGGAAGUUGAGCCAUAAUAUCUGUAAGACUUCAUGAAUAGAUUUAUAUAUACAGUUAUACAAUAUGUCAAAUAUCAGUAUUGUCUUUUUUUUGCACUGACAAUUGUCAAUUUAAACAGAUUUUUGCAGUUUGUUUUUCUACCUGAGUUGCAAACUGUUGCUUAAAGAAAAAAACUUUGGUCUCGCAUUGCAUGGACUCACAGGACGGUGCUCUCUGGACUGGACACGCUGACGUUUUGUUGUUUGAUGUGACCACAAAUUGUACUUCACUACUUUUGUAAGUUCGGUUGUCAUCGUGGAGACUGGGRGCUCUGACCAAAGCUUAUUUACAUUUAUGCAACUACUUGAGUUUUAUAAAAGAAAAAGAAAAAACCUUUG